Messenger RNA from Amoebophrya sp. A25, 9702 nucleotides. Lineage: Eukaryota; Dinophyceae; Syndiniales; Amoebophryaceae. The record is from the annotation of a GenBank genome assembly.
AACGACGUUACUCGUAUGAUGGUGAUGAUGAUGAUGAUGAAGAUGAUCCGACGGAGAAAAGCGAGUGACUGAUUGCAUACCAUAAGAAAGGUACUAACGACGAUUAUGAUGACCUGACUUAUUCUAUAUUCUUACUUGUUGAACAAGGACCAGACAGGACGGAUCAGUUAGGACGAACAGGAUGGAAGGGGAGCAAACGCCGUACGUUCUGACGGCAGUGCUUGCCGCUCGUGGUCUUGGCGACACUGAUCCAACUUUACGAAGAAGUUCUUGAAAGCGCUUUUUUCAUCCAGGGUAUCUGCUUUAGUGUGAACCUGAACGAUGGACAGGAAUUUUAAUAUUUUUUCAGCAACUAUAGUCACUGUAUUAUUUACAAAGUCAGAAACGAUACCUUUUUUACUCGAGACCAUUGUUCUUUUCGUCGCUUCUUUGUGGGCACCCUCACGCCUCAGCUCUUCUAAUCACCGUGAUGGUUACCUGCUGCGACUACGGCAUGUCGGUGCGCGUGCCCUUUAUGUCAUGGGGUCUUCAUCUUGUUGUUGUUUCCAUGACAACUUAAUGCUUUUCCCUAUAAUACUUUUUUGCACGACUUCUACAAUGAUAACUUAAUGUCCUUAAAGGUCUCUCGUAAUUAGUAUGCAUGGCAGGCUUCAUUUUUUCGCAAGCGAUUAAGGUGUUGGCUCCAGACGCAGGCGGCGUUCUCCGCUACUCUUUUGGCGCAUAUGCGGCAGCCGUGUCCAUUCCGGAUUUGGAUCUCGUCCAUGGCCAGCUCAGAGACCUUUGGUUACGACGAUGAAUGUUUAACAUGAAAUUGUUAUACCGUACCAUCGGAGUACUAGAGCCUAACUGUAACUUCUUGUUCAUCUAAGUAAUAAAUGUUCUAAAUAGAAGUUCUGGUUCAACCUUUUCGCGGUACGAAUAAACUUGUUCUAAAUAGUUAGCUUAAUAGAGACCUCUGGAUCUGGUGGCGAUGAUGAAUGGUUCUCGUACUAAGUAAGUAUCUAGAAAAACGUUGAGGUGAGCGCUUUGAACGUUCAAUUACCUAUGAAUAUGCCGCUAAAAUUGAUGAAGACCUUAAAGAAAAGAACUACUCUUUGGUGAACAAGUUCAUUGGGCAUCGAAGAUGAGACCACUACAAGAAAAUCGAAUUGACCUUGAGCAAGAACUUGGUGAAGAUUUUUAACUAGAAGAUGCAGGCUACACAUAGUGAGCUAUCACAGGCCUCUGCGCUAGCACAGGGGAUUGAUGAAGCCCUUAAAUAAGAGAACUUUUUGAUGAACAGGCUAGCGUAGGAACAGGGAUCAACUUUCAGCAUCUAAGGAGACUUUCGGCUAAGCCUGGCUCCCUAUCGCAGUCCGAUACGCCUGUGGAGCUGCAUGUGGUCAUUCAGUACUUCAACGCAGAGGAUGUCACCCAUCAUAAUUAUGAAAGUAACUAACUUGCAAAUAUCACGCAGCACGCUUAUGAAAGUAAGUAGACGAAAGUAACUUGCAAAUAUCACGCUUCACACUUAUGAAAGUAAAAAAAAGUUAUGUGCAAGUUUUUGUCUUCAUUAUAGCAGACGAGAUUUAAGGAGGCUCGGCACUAAAAAAAAAAAAAGUGUGAUGAUGCUUCUUCUACAAGUUCGAAAGUACAUUUGCACUCAAGAUAUAACAAGGAGGCUGUCUACGCUGCGUACUGCUAGUUCGAAGGUGCAUCUACUGGCACUGCACCCAAGAUAUUAUAAGGAGACUCUCUUUCUCUAGCUCUACUAGUUCUUCGAAGGUACAGCUGCAUAGCUCUUCUUCUCCUUUAAGGGCUUAGCAGUCUGAGAGCAAAGCUGGAGUCGGUGUUUCGGAAGCGAACUCAAGAAUUGACCUAUGCAGGUGGUUUCAACGACUACUCAGGAGGACAGAACGCAGGUGGCUUCAACGACUACUCAGGAGGACAGAAUAAGAUAUGGGAGGACAGAAUAUGAUGUAGGACACAGAAGUAAGACGUGCACGUCCCGGCUUCAACGACUACUAGAAGUCAAUUGAAGAUAGAAAUACCCAUAGAAUAUAAUUGAUGAGCUGCGAGGAGAUGGAUAAGAUAUGGGAUGAUUCUUGUGCGUCAUUUCAUUCGAUGUGGUCGUGGACCAUGAGAGCGCUACUACGAUCACGCCGCAGCCAGACGAGCGUGAAAACAGCAAGGAUCAGGUGGACGACGUGUAUGGUUCACAAGAGAAUUUAGAAAAGAGAUAGACUCGUCGUGGUCUAUUGCUCUUCUACUUAAGCAUAUUGUAGGCUCUGGGUCUUGUCUCAUUCAAGUUUACCAAGUUGGUAGACGCCAUUAGACCUAGACGAAGUGCAACAAACACUAUGAAUGAAUGCAAGCUACAUAGCUCCAUUAGACCUAGACGAUGUGCAUCAAAUACUAUGAACGAGUGCAAGCUACUUCGCUAGUCGUGCUAGUUCUUUUCUUUCCUUUUUCAAUCUUGCUAAGUGCUUACACGUGAUAUGAUGUUAAUGGCUUCUUAGAAGACAUAGUCUAGAAGGAUGAUGACACGGACCAUACACAUGAAAGAAUACAAUAACCUUGAUAGUUGAUGUUACGUAGCUCUUUAGGUGAACACGUCGCAGUCGAACUGCAUCCCCUUCAUCCUUGUUACCAAGUCUCGGCACAGCUGCAAGUCCCUCAGCAAGGUGUAUUAUGGUUGGUUAUCAGUUGUUAGGCACUAUCAGUCAUUACGUGGGCAAGUCACUCAUCAACCAGGCGAGGCAGACACUUCUCAAUCACGGAUAUGCGUGUUAAAAUGAUUGUCAAUGAUGACAAAUUUUGAUUGACUACCUUGCUUAUAGGGCAAGGAAGCCACUCAUAAACCAGGGACUUGGAUGUGAAAAUGAUUGUACCUUACCCUACCUUUAACAAGUGCUGACAAAAGAGUAGAAGACCACGUCGUGCAAGGUGCGACGAGAGGCGGUGCAAUAGAUCAUGUGCAAGGCGGUUCGAUAUUGACGGAUCCGUCGAUAGAAGAAUUGACGUGGCAACGCUGCGAACCUUAUAGUUAAGGCUGUGCUAGCUAAUUCAUCUUAUUGAGAGCGUCCCUGAAACUACGUAUGGGGGAGCAUCCCAGUGCGAUACUCUGGCAUACUUUUCAAGGAUGCAGCUGGGAGGUGAAUUACAGAGAGCGUUAAGAUGGGAAGAUCAUUCAAGCGCUAGAAGCCAAGGUGUCGAAACUAGAGGAAGCCGACAGAGAACACAAAGGCAAGGACGAAGUCCUUGAGGAGCAAAAAGAGCUGCGAAGGCAGGGAGCCGUAAAACACGCGAGCGUCCUGGAGAAAACAAGUGCUUCCAUCACCACACUUCGGAGAGACUACGAUACUUAAGGCUUACACAGUAAAUCAUGGUACGAAGCAUCCAAAUCUUGCUUCUACUUUGUCUUCCUUUUGUUUCUCUGUUAAGGGAAGGAAAAUACGUGAAAGAUGCCUACUUUCGAGAAAAGCUUCUCCCUCUAGCGUGUGCGUUUUUAGAUAAUUUAUGUUCUCGCUGCAGGAAUAGCAAUAGAGUAGCCUCAUGAUUACUCACCGUCUAGUCCAUUCACUUUCACAUAAAGGCUUCCUUUGUAAGUAUAAUGGAAUCUAAGAUACACUACUGGCGGAAAACCAGAACUUGCUGAAGCAACUGCAGGAAGCCACGCGCACGAUCUAUGAGGGAAGAGAGCAACAAGAAGAACUCGUAAAAACAGUCGGCAAGCAGAAGGCGGAGCUUCUGCUUCUCGAAACAAAGCUUCGAAGCUUCGACCACGUCACAAAUCAUCUGCAGAGUUACAAUUAUGCAUGGUAGUGGUUCUGAUACUCAGAUGUCAACUAUUACUUACACUUGCAGAGUUAAAAUUAUGCUACAGCCUCAGGAUCAAAUAUUGAUAUUAAUAUGGUUCUUCAUGUGCUGUCGUGGUUCUACAUCUGAAGAGAAACUCCCUAAUAAAUAAAUUUCUCUAUUUACAAGAAAAAAGAAAAACUCACUUUUUCUCAAGAUGUAAAAAAAAAGUCGAUUGUAGUCACAUCAAUUAUUAGAUGAUUCGCCUCGUGAUCACCUCCUCUAUUACGUAUAUCAACUACUAGCUAUAUUACAUCUAAGUACUACGUCUACUAGUCCACCAACAAUAUGCUUACACCUUCUUUUCAACAUAUUCAGUAAAAUUGGUACAGGAGAUCAACUACAUUACACUACAAACAAGCCUCGUACUAUAGAUGUUAGUUUUCGCUAAUGUUCAGGGCAUGACCAGGAGCACAAUGUAGCACGACAGGAGUUACAUGAUAAGUACAACCUAGCCACCCAGGCCUUCGAAACCGCGCUAGCUGGUCUCAAGAAGGAGGUACUUUAUUCUUGUUCGAAAUUUUUUAGAUGAACUUGAAGGACUGUAUGAACAUCGUGGAGGAGAUAUUAUUUUGUUCUACACUCUGCUCACUUCUUGCUGAAGAUAAAGAUGAAAGAUGCCAUUCGUGAGCGCGCAACUCCUUGUAUGUGGGCCGACUUCUAUCCUAUCCUAUCCUAUACAGACACAACGUCAAAACACAGGUCUCCACGCUAGGAGAAGAGAAAGUUGCACUGCAACUACGCCUAGACGAACGGGAGAUGCAGCUUGAGUCUACGAAAUUUAGUUUGGAGUCUCUACAGCUCACAUCACACGGCAACGACGCGGAACGGCAGAAAAAUUACCGUCUAGAAAACUUAUGGUAGAUCAUAGUACGAUGAGAUGAUGAGAGGGAAGGAAGAAUAGAUCAUAGUACGAACAACUACGAUUCGAAGGGCAGGGAAAAUUUGAUACCGUCGUUCUAGAAAAUUUCUGGUGAGGACCACAGAGUAAAGUGCUUUAGUUUACAACAAGCUCCCAUUCUAUUUCUAGUAGUUGUAGUAACAAUAACAAGUUGUAGUGAUGUAAAAAUGAAGUUCGGCACGGCAGCUCUAAUGAUCAGCGAUGACAUGUAUGGGACAAACAGAUGUAAACUCUGGUUUGCAAUGAUAUGGAACUUUAGCAGCUUUUCAACAUACCCACAGGUAGUAGUUGUACCUGCAUUGUUGAACUUGAAGUGCUACUUUUGAGCCACUAGUAUAUAAUGAACAAGACAACAUGUAACUCCUAAAAACGUCGGUAGCUACAGAAAGUUGAAGAAAAAGUCUAAGUAGAUUACUACCUCUUCACUACCUCUUCGUAGAAGUUGAACUUCUGAAGUUCUUGUUCGACUUGAGAAGUGAAGUGUAUUUUGAUCGAUGAGUUCAUAAUACGACGUCGCUGCGGAAGGAGCUACUUGCAGCAAAUACGCGAAGAGAUCAACUAGAGGCCGAAUUCUCACUACAGCUAUGGAUCACGAACACAAGUGUUGUACUAACGCGAGUCCGAUCCUAUCCUAUCCUAAAGCGAGGAGUAUAACCUGCCGGGUUGGUCGGAUGGGUUAUCAUGUAAUUCUGGCAGCUCGUUGUUGCUGAUCUUAGCACUUCGUGGUAGCUCUUCCCUGCCUCUCUUAGCAUGGGUUCUGGUAGCUUUCGAUUGUCAUACUUGGCAAAGUAUUUCUUUCUUGAUUAAACACCAACCCGCACUAGCUUUUAACCUUAUACUUAAUAAAAUUCAUCAUACCGGGCUGUUUGACGUCAAUCUCGGGAAUAUGACAAAUCGCUUAGGUUCCUUAGAAUCAAACUCAUGUGAUCAAAAGCCUGCGCCAUUCAAUAACCUGCCGGGUUGGUCGGAUGGGUUAUCAUCUCUAAUGAAAGGUGAGAGGGCGCGGUCAGCACUUCAAGCCGAACGGCGGGAACAAGCGAGGUUGCGAGAAGAGCUGGAUAAGAGUCAGGCUGCGCAGUCAGCUUUGUUUCUAGAUCUAACGCAACGACAAGAGCAGGCGUCAUCGGCACUGCUGGCUCGAAAACAUGCAGAAGGAGACCUCCUCAGAUUACAGAAUGAUAUCGCAGAUCUGUCUGCUCGCGCAGAGGACUCGGAGUCCAAGUCUGCAGCCCUGAUAGAAUUGCGCGCUGAACUCACAUUAAGGCUAGUUAGUAGUUGUUUUUUUUUCUCUUUGAAAGAAACAGACCUCAGGUACUUACAUAUUGAAGCACCUCAAUUCUGGAUCCGGACAGUCACACCAACUCGUCACGAGGUAGGUUGACGUGAUGUCAAGGAAUAGAGAAAGCUGCUGUCAGCGAUGCGAGCACGAAGUGUCUAGCUCCCAUGACAUCGAGGAAAAUGCUGCUGUGAGCUUGCAGGUACCAGCUCUAAUGAGACAGCUCACCCGAAGCUUUGAUGAGCUACGGAUUUGCUACGGGAAAGAGACGCAAAGAACUCAAGCGGACAUCAUCCCAAGCAUGAAAUUAUGAUCUUUUUCACGUCAUGUUUAAAGUAGUAGUUGUAGGUCUACCUCUAGCUUAUAUGACACUAAUUUUUUAUCGGAACUCGCUCGCACUACAAGAAGAAAAAAAGUUCCUUGAUCCCUCAACUGGAUAGUUCUUGUUGCUUUUCUUUUGUAGCACAUGCAAAUGUUUCUUGAAGACAAAUAAGAGCCCAUUGGCCACUGCUUUUCUUGCUUGACAGACAUUCACUCAUAUAUGCACUUACUUACUCCCAGUCCCAGCCUAACUCUGUCCCGUGAGUUAAAUUGCCUUGUCCUCUUCUAAUUCCCCGUGAGUUAGGUACUUUGCGAAAAGAGACGAGGCAACUGCAAGAAGAGCUUGUGUCUGCUCGUGCACGUGGCGAUCUUCUCGAAAAUGAAAAACGGGAAAUGCAAGACCGAAUUACUGUAUUGGAAAAUAGUGCGUGGUAUGGCUACUUCAGACUAGCAGGAUUAGGUUCACUUCUAGUACUUCUUGUAGUUGUACAUGAUGUAAGUCUAGAUGAGUAAGUUCUAGUACUUCUUGCAGUUGUACAUGAAAUUCUUGCAUACUAUAGACUCACAACAUACCCUUCAUUCUCGUUUGGGUGGAACCGGAGAUAUGGACGAAGGUGUGUAUCAGAUGCUAAGGGAGAAAGAAGGAGUGUGCGCGAAACAGCAAACGUUGCUGAAUAGACUUGCGGAGCGCCUGAAGGAGCUCAGUGCUAGCUUUGAUUCCGAGCGGAACACACUGCAGUUAAGCUUUCAGAUAGAGUACUCGAAAACUCAAAAUAUCCGAGUUACUGAAUGAAAUAAGGGAGGUAGCUUAACAUCACGGCGACUCUUCCUUCUGAUCAGUAUCUCGGUUAUUCUCGUCUGUUACUCGCUUAUUUCAGUUUUUCGAAUAACUUUUUCUGAAUAAAUGCACUGCAGAUGAAGUCAUGAGGUUAGACUAAGUUGUAGCUGCUCAUCAGGUUAGAGAUAGUGAUAGAUGAGUGAAAGUGAAACGUACUGCGGUUAUAAAGUAGUUAAAGUACUAACAUUUGAUUCUACCGAGUGAAAAACACUGCAGAUUCUAAGGAUAGAGGUACAACUAGAGCUUGAGCUAGAGGUAGUUGUUUACCAACUACCUCGAAGGGGAAUUGAUAUGAUAACACCUCUUGUUCCACAUCUCUUUAAGACAUCGCCAAGCUACCUUCAAGGACACCCUUCUGAAAAAGCUCACCGACUUGGCCCUUACUCAUUCGACAGACUUAGAAGGACGGUACUACUAUAAAUGUGAUACUUGAAGAUCUCGAAGAUCCAGACCUUCUUUCCUUUGUCUACCAGUAUGUACCCUUAGCAGAUCUUAUCAUCACCUCUUUGAUUUUUAUAUGUAGGUACCGGCACCACACAGACACAACAAUUUACCUUACCAGAAGGUGGAUGGCGAACACACAUGACCUCAACAUCUCAACCCCUCAACAGGUAUUUGCCAGAUAAGAUGGAUAUGGUCGACUCCUCACUUGGGGCGAUGGUAAAUAGUCGGAAUGGAGGCCAGCUACCCAUAGUGCGCAUCGGCAGAGGCCAAUACCUCUACAAUAGCAGCAUUUAUUUAAGGCAUUCCUUUGAGUAAUCUUGAGAAAAGGUGGUAAACUGCUCAGUCUUAGUUUGUUACCCUUAAGUUGAUUUGAUAAGUAAGAUAGGAAGCAAAUGACAUGCCGUGUUAAAAAUUCCCCUAAAAAGUAGUAGACCAUUCAUUUAUCAGUUGUCUUACUCUUAGUUACCCUAAAUAUUAGUAGAGGUAGACCAAUCAAACUGUUAUACUUACCAGAAGUUCAAGUUACCUCCUCAUGAAGAUGAUAGGAGUAGUGGUUCGGAUUAAUCAACGUUGCGGACCUGCUGGUGGAAUGCGAAUAGCAAAUCGUGAAUUUAGUUUUCAUUCAAUUACAUCUACUUUUUUCCCUGAAAACAAACUUACACAAGAAUUCAAUCUGAGAUGGAUUCGUCUAACACGGUCAGCGUCAUUUGACGAGCGCGGGGGCCGGUUAAUGUUGCGACGGGUGGCGUCUCUGAAUGCUGGAGCGAAAGGAGAUGCGGAGCUCGUUUCAGCGGAAGAGCUACUGUUUUCUAACUAGUUGGGUGAAAAGCUGCUUGAUGGUGAAUAAUUGAUGCCUGUCUUCGAUUAAUUAGAGGCGUGCUGCAAAUCUUGAUUGGCUUCUUCCCUUUUUAUAGGGUCGCGGUUUAGGUAUAGGUCCAGCGGCGCUCAAAGCACUAAAUAAAGCAACCGGCUCGCUUUUACCUCUAGCGUGUAGCCCUUCCAACAAUUAGUUAGAUGGUCCUUUGUCUAGAUUGUUGCCUUUCUUCCUUGAUGGUGCUUGAUGAUGACUUUCUUCCUUUAAUUACAAUUUUUAGUUUAAUCAAAUGGAUUUCAAUAUUCUUUUGUGUACUUUUGUUUCCUAGAUAGGCGUGCUCCACCGGUAUGUGUUAUGAUGAGUAGCAAAAAGAUAUCAGAGUAUAUCAGUUUCAGUGGUAAGUCAACUUUGACAAAGUCAUGAUGUUGCUUGGUGGGCAUGUUCUUUCAACUAGUAUUUUCGCAUGUUCUUUCAACUAGUUGUAUUUUCAGCAAGAAAUUAUGUGCUAAGUCGUGAUGUUGGUUGUAGACGUAUAGACGUUCUUUGAGUUUUUCAGCAGGUAAUUCUAAUUGUAGUGUGCUAAGUAAGUCGUGAUUUUGGUACUGGUAGACGUAGAGACGUGCUUUGAGUGUUUAAUGAUGUGUGAACAGUACUAGCGAAAAGUUAUCAGAGUAAAUCCUAAAUCAGGAAGAUGUGAAAGACCACGUUCUUUGAGUUUUUUGAUGUGUGAGCACCGGAGAAAGUAACUAAGCACCAGAGUAGAUGUAGAUCAGUAGAUAAAAAACUAAAUUACAAUAUGUUACAGAUGACGUUCCUUUCAUCUAGUUUUUGAUAUGUGAGUACUAGUACGAAAUUAAUAGAUCAUGAGUAGAUCACUACACUAGAUUCGACUUGGUGUGACCGUAGUAGCUAGUGGUUGUCUGAUGUGAGUUUCAUGUUGAUUUUUCUGUUUUAUUUUGAGCGACGAACCUGAAGAACUGUUUGUAGGAAAUACCAAGGCCAUCGUCAUUGAUCAGGAUUGAAAAUUCGUCUUGACAACACCCACGUAGGAGAAGGAGUAUGUUUCCUCGAAUUUCACGCACAAGCAGAGGCGCUUUUGAUUCUAUCUGCAGUUUCGAUCUUGAGAUGUGAAGAAUCUGACUUGUCAGGUUUCUAAUAAGUACAAAAUACGCGUGAAAGCGAAGAUGAGAAGAUCCUGAAUCAGUAGUAGUAGUAUUAGCAGCCUCCUUCUCUUGAAGGGUAGGUUGCAAAAAAUUAUUGUUCUACUUCGG